CAGCACCCGUAAACGAUGGACAGCAACCUCCCCCGACCCCUGCCUUCAGCACCCCUGGCCGGCCGGCAGCACCCGUGUCGGAAUCUCCGCCAACCCAGCGGGUCCAGAUCAUACUCGCUGUUUGCUGCUGGGCCGGCGGGAUGGAUACGUGGAAAAAGAGGUCCCUUCCUGUUUGCUAAUCACCCAGGUCCCUUCCUGGUUCCAGGAACUGGCCGGACAAAUAUUGACCCGGCUGCUGUGAUCUGCAAACACCAUUCUCCGUGGUUGGAGGCCGCGCAGCACCGAAGACCAGGGCCCGCCUGGCGCCUCUCUAGGAUGGAGCCAGCGUGGCUGUGGCUGUGGCUGCUGGGAGCAGGGAUCCUGGCCUCUGCCCAUGGAGACAAGAGCCCGGGGUUGCCUCAAGCCCCCAGGGGUCGGCUCUCAGAGCCAGCGCCCGCCUACCGCCAAGUCACACCCACCAUUACCAGCUUUGCUUUGCGCGUGUACAAGCAGCUGGCAGCGGAAACCCCAGGAAACAUCCUCUUCUCCCCAGUGAGCAUCGCCAGCACCCUGGCCCUGCUCUCUCUCGGGGCCCAAGCCGAUACCUCCACCCAGAUCCUGCAGGGCCUGGGCUUUAACCUCACGGAGACCCCGCAGGCCAGCAUCCACUGCGGCUUCCAGAGCCUCAUCCACGCCCUUGACCUGCCCAGUCCCAAACUGGAGCUGAAAGUAGGCCACUCCCUGUUCCUGGACAAGCAGCUGAAGCCUCGUCAGCGCUUUCUGGACGACAUCAGGGAGCUGUAUGGAGCCUUGGCUUUCUCUGUUAACCUCACGGAUUCUGCCACAGCCUGGAGGCAGAUGAAUGACUACGUGAGGAAGCAAACGUACGGGCAGGUGGUGGACUGCUUGCAGGAGUUCAGCGAGGACACGCCCAUGGUUCUCCUGAACUACAUCUUCUUCAAAGGAGGAAGGCUGGGUGAGAGGACUUGGGAGAUUUAUGCCAAGUGGAAGCAUCCUUUCCAGCGCUACCAGACCCAGAAGCAAGAGAGCUUCUUCGUGAACGAGAGGACCUCCCUCCACGUCCCCAUGAUGCACCAGAAGGAAAUGCACAGGUUCCUGUACGACCAGGAGCGGGCCUGCACGGUGCUGCAGAUCGAGUACAGCGGCAACGCUCUGGCCCUGCUCAUCCUCCCGGACCCGGGGCAAAUGCAGCAGGUGGAGGCCGCUCUGCAGCCAGAGACCCUGCGGACAUGGAGUCAGCUGCUCGUGCCCAGCCUGCUGGACUUGCACUUGCCAAGGUUUGCCAUUUCUGGAGCAUAUAACCUGGAAGAGAUACUUCCCCACAUCGGGCUCGGCAACAUUUUCAACUCAGGAGCCGACUUGUUGGGAGCCCCUGGGCGGCUGAAUGGAACCAUCUGGGUACAGAGGUGACUCUACGCAAACCCCCCUCAAGGGUGGGGCCUGCCCUGCUCUCCACCUCUGUUUCCUCCUUUUCACAGUUUAACCCCAACUUCUGACUGCCCCCACUUCACAUGGGCACCUGGACCCUCACGCUGCCCCCAGGAGUUCGAGUGUAAGGGUUCCCUAACCUGAAUUCGGCUCUCCAAGCUGGACUCAUUAGAGGCAGAAGUUUCUGAGCUGGUUAUUCACCAGCCCAGCUUGCAGGUGCCCCCAGUAACUGUCGAGUAACUAAGAAGAAUAACCCCCAAAAGAAAAGGACAGGUUUGCUCUGUGUUCAAAGAACCUGCAAACUGAACCCAGGAAAUGCUGGUCAAGGCAUGUCAGGAGCCGGAGAGUCACGCUGGCGAUCGGUGCCCACGCUUGAUGGUCACUGCCUCUCAUCAGACCCUGAAGCUCAGACAGUGAGAGACGAAGGGCUUGUAUAGGGGGUUGCCAAUAGAUGGGUUUAGGAAGUAGUUCAGAGGCUAGGCCAGCCGUGGGC
Molecule: messenger RNA, 1921 nt
Organism: Myotis brandtii (Brandt's bat)
Lineage: Eukaryota; Metazoa; Chordata; Mammalia; Chiroptera; Vespertilionidae
Gene: SERPINA11
Product: serpin peptidase inhibitor, clade A (alpha-1 antiproteinase, antitrypsin), member 11
Exons: 5
Coding region: 16-1410 (464 amino acids)
Biological process (GO): negative regulation of endopeptidase activity
Molecular function (GO): serine-type endopeptidase inhibitor activity
Source: RefSeq, a predicted model, not a curated record